Pisolithus orientalis is the source of this 1085-nucleotide messenger RNA. RefSeq lists its product as uncharacterized. The transcript is spliced from 2 exons. Gene Ontology annotation, molecular function: protein binding. Lineage: Eukaryota; Fungi; Basidiomycota; Agaricomycetes; Boletales; Pisolithaceae. The record is from RefSeq and is a predicted model, not a curated record. Bases 29 to 616 code for a protein of 195 amino acids.
CCCAGCUACUGGUGGUGGAACUCGGGACAUGUCCUCGUUGUCUCCCAUUUGCUGCAUGUCAGCUGAUGUCAUGGCAAAUGUUUUUGAACAUUGCGUUCACGGAUUGGAUUAUUAUCCUUGCGUUGGCAAGAAUCGGCAAGCCCCGUUGUCUCUAUCCCAGGUUUGUCGCUCGUGGCGGAAGCUUUCCUUUGCGUUGCCUUGCCUUUGGACGAGAUUCCAGGUUAACGUUGACUACCCGUCCAUGAUCAUGUCUGUACGGCUAUGGAUCUCGCGCUCACAGUCUCUUCCAGUAUACUUAUAUCUUUGCUAUGUGGACCGCCAUACCAACCCAAUCCCCUUAUCGGCCCUUGAACUUUUCGAUCAGGAGAUCCUCAAGGCAAGCUCCCGCAUCAAAAAGCUGUCACUGCACUUUCCUGCCCAAUCUAUCCGCCACUUGCAAUCAUUCACUCAAGGUUCCUCAGAAUCCCUUGAGCAUCUCAGCCUUUGGGGUGCCUCUGACUUCGGUGCAAAUGAGCACAAUGUUAUGUCGCCGCUUGUCUGGCAACCUGCACUGGGUCUACGGAGUUUGUGCUUAUCAUGGUACGAUCUGGAUAUGCGCAACUUUCAAAUACCAUAGGCGCAGUUGACCAAGCGUAGUCUCCUAUGUGAUUUUUUCGAUCACUUCAAGCAUGCCCAUGGCGAUUAUCUGCCCAUUCUUGCUCAGUGCCCGAAUCUGAGGACGUGUUCCCUCGCCUUAGGGUGUCCUUGGAUGAUGAUUUUUCUGUUACUAGUGUCACACUCCCCCAUUUGGAUACACUCAAAGUAAACAAUCGAUGCAUGGACGCCUUAUGUUCUGCGGUUCUUCGGCGCCCUUCACCUUCCCAAGUUGCAAUCCUUUACCAUCAUCAACACCAGCCUCGAAAGGAGCCCCUUUGGAACUGGCUACCUCCAGAUGCUCAGCCGAGCGGCAGAGACAGGUUGAGAGUGUGACUUUCUACCUCAUAGACAUCCCAGACGUUAAGCUGUCUGCUUGUCUCUCACAACUCCCAAAUCUGAAAUCCCUGUGGUACACUCCCAGCUCAGGGGGACUGAAUCACAAUCUUGUG